AACUGUAUCGGGAAGAAGAUAACCAAGUGCAUCGUUGCCGAUGAUUCAAAAGUCAUCGACGGUGUUUCUCACUCCGAAUUUGAAGCUUCCAUCAUCGGCAAAAACCAUUGUCGCAGCUCGCCGGAAGGGCAAGAACAUGUGGCUUCAGCUCGAUUCUCCGCCGUUUCCUUCCUUCCAAUUCGGUAUGGCUGGUGCGAUAUACAUCAAGGGAGUUGCAGUAAUAAAGUACAAAAGGUCUGCUGUAAGUGAUGAGGAUGAAUGGCCUUCCAAAUAUUCAAAGUUUUUUAUUCAGCUAGAUGAUGGUUUGGAGAUAUCUUUCACUGACAAAAGGAGAUUUGCAAAAGUUCGCCUGCUCAAAGAUCCGACAUCAGUGCCUCCCAUAUCCGAGCUUGGUCCCGAUGCACUCUUUGAACCCAUGACACUUGACGAAUUCACUGGGCGUUUGCACAAGAAGAAAACUGAAAUCAAGGCUUUAUUACUAUAUCAAAGCUAUAUUUCAGGUAUUGGAAAUUGGGUUGCAGAUGAAGUGCUCUACCAAGCAAGGAUUCAUCCACAACAGUCAGCUUCUAGUUUGUCGGGAGAAAACUGCUUAACUUUGUAUGAGUGCAGUAAAGAGGUUAUUGAAAAAGCAGUUGAAGUUGAAACACGUAACCAAGUACAACAUCAACCAACUCCAAUGGCAACGGAAACGCAUCAACGGCAGAACCUGCGAAACCAAACUGAAGAAAACUCAAUUAGUAUCCAACAGAAAACUCACUUCCGAUAA
This is a messenger RNA of Lathyrus oleraceus (garden pea), 766 nucleotides long. RefSeq names its product formamidopyrimidine-DNA glycosylase-like. The record is from RefSeq and is a predicted model, not a curated record. Gene Ontology annotation, cellular component: nucleus. Gene Ontology annotation, biological process: base-excision repair. The transcript has a single exon. Lineage: Eukaryota; Viridiplantae; Streptophyta; Magnoliopsida; Fabales; Fabaceae. Bases 41 to 766 code for a protein of 241 amino acids. Gene Ontology annotation, molecular function: DNA-(apurinic or apyrimidinic site) endonuclease activity; damaged DNA binding; DNA N-glycosylase activity.